AGUAGCCCAAGUGUUGGCAGUGGGUGGUGAUGAUUAGCUGCCUUCCAUCUGGUCUUACACUGCUAAAUUAGGGACGACUAGCGUAGAUAGCCCUCGUAUAGCUUUGCGUGAAAUUCAAAACCAAACAAAACUUUUGUAUUUUAAUAGUUUUGUCGUAUGGUAGUUUAUAUAUUAUAUCGUGCAGGUGGUGCUUUUCAACAUGGCGCUUUACGUGAAAGGAGCUUCAUUCUUUUCUAGAAGUAGAAUAUGGAACCCAGAGCAGCUAAUUAGAGUUUGGUGCCAUGGAAAAAAUUCAAAUAACAACACAAAGGUGCCUGAGCUGGAAGAAAGGCCAGAAAAGCAGUACCAUAGCUCUUAUCAUCAAAAGGAAAAAGGCAAAAUUUAUGACAAAAAACCAUUUAAAUUCCAAUGUCAAAAAGGAAAAGCAUAUUUUUGGUGUUCCUGUGGACACAGUAAAAGACAGCCAUUUUGUGAUAAAAGCCAUGCCAGUCCAUACAUAAAGAUCAGCCUUCGACCAGUUAGGUUUGUAGCAGAAGAAACAAGGGAAUAUUGGUUCUGUAACUGUAAGCAAACCAACAACAGGCCAUUUUGUGAUGGCUCCCACAAACUUCCUGAUGUUCAAUCUGCCACAGCAACUGUGAAGAGCUAGAUUAAACUGCUACACUUUAGAGAUACAACAUGCAUGUUUUAACUGAUAGAAAAUUAAACAAAAGCUAGUCCCAAUUGUUAAUAGUAAUAUACUGAAAACCAGAUAGGAAUUUUCUCUACACAUGAAAUCAUUAAAGUGUGAAAAUGAACAAAGUUUUAUAUGAUGGCAUGUUUAGAAUAAAAUAUUGUGAAGUAGUAAACUGUUA
Molecule: messenger RNA, 854 nt
Organism: Limulus polyphemus (Atlantic horseshoe crab)
Lineage: Eukaryota; Metazoa; Arthropoda; Merostomata; Xiphosura; Limulidae
Product: CDGSH iron-sulfur domain-containing protein 3, mitochondrial-like
Exons: 3
Coding region: 200-649 (149 amino acids)
Cellular component (GO): intracellular membrane-bounded organelle
Molecular function (GO): 2 iron, 2 sulfur cluster binding
Source: RefSeq, a predicted model, not a curated record